AUGAGCGACGCCUUGGUUGCUGAAGCUAUCGCUGGUGAGUUGACCUCUACAGGUCUUGCUAGCGCAGAAGUCAAGAAUGGGGGUCAAGAAGCUGUUGAUGUAGAUGCAGCGCCUAAGCCCAAGCCGCGGUGGUACGUGAACAAGCUGGCUGCCAAGAGAAAGCUUCGAGAGCAGAAGGCAGCAACCGAGGGGCGUGAGCUUCGUGCCUAUAUCAAGGCCUCGAAAGGUGAGACUUGCUCACAUGUUACAGCCCAAGCCGAUCGAGUGAUAGCAGAAAUCCAGAAGACUGUGAGGGAUGAGAUUUCCCAGUGCUCCGUGAAGCGUUCUAAGCCUGCUGAGAAGCCCACAGAGAAGGUUGCUCAGGCCCAGGACGCUGAGAAGAAGCGUUCUAGGCCUGUUAAGGUCGAGGACCCUGAGAAGAAGCGCAAGGCUGAAGAAGACAAAGCAGCCAAAAAGGCUCUUGCUGAGGAGAAGAAGGCCAAGGCUGAACAGCGCAAGCUGGCUAUCGCGGACCUGAAGGAGAAGAAAGCCGCCUUAGAGGCUGAAAUCAAGGCUCUGGCGGCCACGAAGAAGCCGAAAAAGUCCAUCGACGACAAGCAGGUCCCGCCAACCUCUUGUGAGAAGAACCCGGAGUCUAG
Molecule: messenger RNA, 638 nt
Organism: Symbiodinium pilosum
Lineage: Eukaryota; Dinophyceae; Suessiales; Symbiodiniaceae
Source: the annotation of a GenBank genome assembly